Messenger RNA from Camellia sinensis, 2484 nucleotides. Its product is annotated as transcription factor MYB124. Gene Ontology annotation, biological process: regulation of DNA-templated transcription. Gene Ontology annotation, molecular function: DNA-binding transcription factor activity, RNA polymerase II-specific; RNA polymerase II cis-regulatory region sequence-specific DNA binding. The record is from RefSeq and is a predicted model, not a curated record. NCBI's taxonomy places the organism in Eukaryota, Viridiplantae, Streptophyta, Magnoliopsida, Ericales, Theaceae. Gene Ontology annotation, cellular component: nucleus.
UAACUCUUCUCUCGUGGAUUUCAGCGUUAUUUUUCAAACUCCCCAUUCAUGAUCAUACCCCCGCGCCCAAAAGCUAAGGUUCCGUUGUUGUUGCAUACAUUUUUCUAGCCUUUCUUUUUCUUUUUAGAGAGAGAGAGAUUGCCUUUCUAGAGAGAGAGAGAGAGAGAGAGUGAGAAAAUGGAAUGAAUAAUCAAAUCAAUUCAACUUUCUCAUCAUCCCCAUCUCUAUAUCCAUUUUUCAAUCAUUCAACCCUCCUCCUCCAUCUUUGUGAAGAAACACCACUUCCAUGCCUGAACUCGGUGGAAGAGUUGGCUACUUGGUUGAAGAUAGAGCCAAGAAGCAAUGCACAAGACUAUGAAGAAGAACAAUACUGAUCAACUUCCAAAGCCCAAAGAGCGUCACAUCGUUUCGUGGUCUCAAGAGGAGGAUGAUAUACUUCGCAACCAAAUUCGAACCCAUGGAACUGAAAAUUGGGCAAUCAUUGCAUCAAAAUUCAAGGAUAAAUCAACCAGGCAAUGUAGAAGAAGAUGGUACACUUAUUUGAAUUCUGAUUUCAAGAAAGGGGGGUGGUCUCCAGAGGAAGACUUGCUCUUAUGUGAGGCUCAAAAAGUAUUUGGUAACAGAUGGACUGAAAUAGCCAAAGUGGUCUCGGGGAGAACUGAUAAUGCUGUGAAGAACCGAUUUUCCACACUGUGUAAGAAGAGGGCAAAACAUGAAGCCUUAGUGAAAGAGAAUAAUAACACUUCAUACAUCAAUCCAAACAACAAAAGGGUUAUCUUUCGAAAUGGGUUUAAUACAGCUGGAAUAUCAGAAACUGCAACACCUAUGAAGAAGAUGAGGAGGACCGAUAUCUCUGAUCUCAUGGAAAACUACAACCAUGGAGAAAGAUUACCCAGGGAAUGUCAAACAACAGCAAAUCAGCAGCUGAGACCUCCAUUUGCAGUACUGGUGCAAAACUUCCACAAUGUGGGAAACCUGCCCACUCAAAAUCAUGUCAACAACACCAAGGAGAUGUCCAAGGAUGAAGCAGCUAGUAAUAACAAGAUUCAAGGAACAUUUCUCAAAAAAGACGAUCCAAAGAUAUUUGCAUUGAUGCAACAAGCAGAACUUCUCAGCUCACUUGCAGUCAAAGUUAAUUCGGAGAAUACGCACCAAAGUCUUGAAAAUGCAUGGAAGGUUCUCCAAGAUUUUCUCAAUCAAACCAAAGGGAAUGAUAUGCUCGGUAUCAAAAUCUCUGAUAUAGAUUUUCAACUUGAAAAUUUUAGAGACUUGAUAGAGGACUUGAGGAAUAAUAAUGAGGGCAGUCGACAAUCUUGGAGGCAACCUGAUCUAUAUGAAGAGUCUCCAGGGAGUUCUGAGUACAGUACAGGAUCAACACUCCUCUCCCAGACAGCAGGUGAUAAAACAGAACAAAGUCAAGAUGAGCUAUGUGCACUACAUCAAGACAGUAUCGCGGAGUCACAAUCAACCCGUAUAGGAGAGCAAAAUGGUAUCGGUGAUUGUGAAAAUGGUAUUCUCUCUGGUGCAACCACUACUGAAGAUAUGUUACCAUCUUGCAAUGAUCAAAAAGACAAUGAUGGAGUCAUCCCUAAAGACCAUGAUGGAAUCAUCCCUGCAUUUUCAAAUACCGAGUUCAGUUCUCCUCUUCAAGUAACCCCAAUUUUCAGAUCCUUAGCCGCAGGGAUUCCGAGUCCAAAAUUUUCAGAAAGUGAGAGGCAAUUCCUACUGAAAACACUUGGAAUGGAGUCCCCAUCCUGUAAUCCAAACAACAAUACAUCACAACCUCCACUCUGCAAAAGGGCCCUCCUCCAGAGUCUAUGACAAACCUUACCGAUCCAUCUCUCAUAAAGAGGUUUGCAGGGUUUACUCAGCCACUAUAACUACUUACCAAAAGUUUUUGGCAUACAAAGCGUUUUCCUUUCCUCCCCUAGUUCACUUCCCUUUGGAUCGCAGUCAUUUCGACCUGAUUUUUUUACAAAGAGGCCUUUCAAGAUCUGCGUUUCAAUCUAGAAUGUUACGGUGCAUUCUGGUAAUACCUGACAGAUCUAACAGAAAGUUAUGCGUUCUCCUUAGAGUUACCAGCCCUUAAUACACAUUAAUUUCAGUGUGCCUUUUGAAGUGUGUCAUUCCAUUUUAUUCUUGAAAUUGUGGGAUUCGGAUAUGGGUAUUCCUUUUCCCAAUCAAGUUUUUGUUCUUGAUUUAUCAUUUUGUACAGAACCUGCAGUGUGUUUCCUACUCAUCGAGAUUGUAAUUACACAUCGGCUCCUCGCCUAUAUCACCCCCGUGAAGAUGGGGUCUAGAAGAAGAAAGGAGGAUCAACAAGUUGAAUUGAACUCCUUUUGUUUUUUUUUUUUUUUUUGGUUUUUUGGGGGAGGUGUAGAGGGUAUAGAAUAAGUUUUAUUUAUUUUUUCUUUCACACAUAUUUUAAUGUUAUGUAACAUGUAUUGAUUGGAGUGGAGAAUGUGACAGUGAUUUUUGUGUGCA